AUGUCUUACGUUAUUGCUGGUCGUGCUAUCAAGAACGAGUACCUCGCUUUGGGCACUCUCGGCCUGACAGGCCUGAUCGUCUCUAUGGCUAUGGGAGGCAGCAAGAAGGACAAGGCUGUCCCUGCGUCUGGCAAACAGACUAUCGAGCAGGUCAAGAACGCCGUAAAGAUUGACGCAAGCUCGAGGUGCGUGGCUGUCCGUGUCUCUCCGGCCCGUUUUGCUCAUGCCUGUUUCGCGUUUGUCAGCGAGGAAGAGCAGUUCAUCAAGAACUUCAUUGCAGAGGCAGAGAAAGAGUCAAAACACUAG
Phanerochaete carnosa HHB-10118-sp is the source of this 306-nucleotide messenger RNA. RefSeq lists its product as uncharacterized. The transcript is spliced from 3 exons. The record is from RefSeq and is a predicted model, not a curated record. Bases 1 to 306 code for a protein of 101 amino acids. Gene Ontology annotation, biological process: proton motive force-driven ATP synthesis. NCBI's taxonomy places the organism in Eukaryota, Fungi, Basidiomycota, Agaricomycetes, Polyporales, Phanerochaetaceae.